Gaeumannomyces tritici R3-111a-1 is the source of this 565-nucleotide messenger RNA. RefSeq lists its product as hypothetical. NCBI's taxonomy places the organism in Eukaryota, Fungi, Ascomycota, Sordariomycetes, Magnaporthales, Magnaporthaceae. The record is from RefSeq and is a predicted model, not a curated record. The coding region runs from base 48 to 398 and encodes 116 amino acids. The transcript has a single exon.
GCUUCAUCAGGCCUCGCCCAGCGCCGUUUCCAAACGGUCCCGCAGAAAUGCGACGCAUGAGCCAAGUGCCGCGUUUCUGGGGUAUAAAGGGGUAUUCAACCACCAACGGUCCUGAAUUACAGGCAGGUCACAAGGUCGUCACGAUGCGGAAACCGAGCGUUGAACGCAUUUUGGGUGUCUACCGUGGAAGCAAGCCUACAAGUAUGCUUGGGAUGCCCUCAUUGGUAUCCGCAUGUAUUCAUAUAACAGCCAGCCAUGUGGCGGUCUUAAAUGAGUCGGUAAGAUCGAACAACGAUCUCCGCUCAUCAAGUUUCCUUGUCUGCCCUGGGGCAACCCAGGGACUGAGCAUUGAGGAUUGCAAGGUUGUUGCGGGUGUUGUUGGCAUUUGUUCCUGGUAGCUGCCCCGGGCAUGCGCUUCUUCGCUGCCAUGCAGAAAACGCUAUCUUUAGGACCAAGAUUACCGAAUCGGGCCAUUGGCCCGCUCCGCAAGGGAUGCAACCGUUUCCAUACAUGUUUCGAUGCCGAACAGGGCAAGGAGAACCUUUCGCCCAGUGACCUUUUUUUC